Molecule: messenger RNA, 1215 nt
Organism: Pyrenophora tritici-repentis Pt-1C-BFP
Lineage: Eukaryota; Fungi; Ascomycota; Dothideomycetes; Pleosporales; Pleosporaceae
Product: RCL1, RNA 3'-terminal phosphate cyclase
Biological process (GO): ribosome biogenesis; endonucleolytic cleavage of tricistronic rRNA transcript (SSU-rRNA, 5.8S rRNA, LSU-rRNA)
Cellular component (GO): nucleolus
Molecular function (GO): RNA endonuclease activity
Source: RefSeq, a predicted model, not a curated record
AUGGCCCUAGAUGAAGCCCUUCAGGCGCCUCUCAGCUUUACAGGCCACCGACACCUCAUCUCACGCCUCAUCCUCGCAACUCUCACCGGUCGACCCGUGCGCAUAUCUCAAAUCCGCUCUUCGUCUACCAACCCUGGUCUAAACCGCCAUGAGACAAACUUCAUUCGGCUGCUGGACGCUGUAACAAAUGGCUCGCAGAUCCAAUUCAGCAUGACAGGUACCACACUGGUGUACCGUCCCGGCCUCAUCACAGGCAGCGCCGAGGGACUAGGAGCAAGCGGCGGCGUCAUCAGACACGAGAUACCACUCGAGUGCAGAAAAAAGGGCGUAAGCUGGUGGCUAAUCCCGCUCUGCAUCCUCGCCCCCUUCAGCAAAGGAAACAUGAACGUAAUCUUCCAGGGCGAAGGCUGCGUCACCUCGUCGACCAUCACAGGCGACGUCUCCGCCGACACCGUCCGCACCGCCAUACUCCCCUUGUACAAAAACUUCGCCAUAGAACGCAACAUUGAGCUGCGCAUCCUCAAGCGCUCUGCCGCGCCCUCGGGUGCAAAAGCCGCAGGCGGCGAAGUCCAACUCGUCUUCAACCACCAAGUCCGACUCCCCAAAACUCUGCACUUGCUCAACCCAGGUCGCGUCAAGAAGAUAAGAGGUGUUGCGUAUUGUGUCGAGGUCCCCAAGACAAACAACGAACGUAUGACCUUCACCGCAAGAGGUAUUCUAAAUAAGUUCGUGCCGGACACUUAUAUCUUCUCCGACGCUAGCGCCGCGCCUUGGAUACCGAACACGGCGCCCGGCCAGAAAGGCAGCAAGACAAAAGGCGCAGUGGGUUUCGGUAUUAGUCUCGUUGCGGAGAGUAGCACGGGUUGCAUAUACUCUGCAGACGUGUGCUCACCCCCCGACGGCGGCGUCCCUGCAGACGAAAUCGGUAAACAAUGCGCGUACCAGCUUCUAGAGAAGAUUGCGCAGGGAGGUUGUGUGGAGAAUGUGGCGGCGCCUACGGUGCUUAUGCUUAUGGCUAUGGGCAGUGAAGAUGUGGGUAGAGUGGCGUUGGGGAAGGAUGUCUUAGGUAGCGAGGAGAUUAUACAAUUGGCAAGGGAUGCAAAGGUUUUCGGGGGGAGUGGGUGGGGGUUCCGCGAGGCGGGGGGCGAGAAGGAGGAGAUUGUUGUUAGUGUUGUAGGUAGAGGGGUUGGUAACGUGGGAAGGAAGGUGGCGUAG